AUUAGUAACGCUAGCAUUGAGCCAGGAAAUGUAUUCGCUGGUUACAUAAAAAACGGGAAAAGAGAAAUUUUGUCCUUCUAAAAGUUCUUUUUUUGGUGGUGGCGACGCGCUCUGAGUGUAGUUCCGAGGAUACAAAUCAGUAAUUUCAACAAGGAGAAAAGUUCAAUUUUCGGAAGGAAAAUUCUUCAAUACAACCCCUCAAUUGGUGGGGUCGGUUCAGCUUUGUGUUUGACCCCCGCGGUGGGAAAUAAUAAAAUGAAUUUAGAAGUUUUCCUAGAAGCAGCGAGGAAAAUGUAUCACGCAGUUGGUGGGUUCUUUUUCCACACAACUGGAGAGAAAUGGUGGUGAUGUGAAAGAUUUCGCCUUUCCUUGAUUCGAUAAAGUGGAAUCCGGAUGCCCUUGGAUCAGGGUUGAAAAAUAUGAAAAUCCGACGCAGCUUACAAAUUGAAGUGUUGUGAAGCAAGGAAAAAUCACAAAAGAAUACGAAGAAAAGUGUACGCGGAUGCUCGUGAUCAAUAUACACACAAGGAAGAGAAAAUAGUCCGUGUCGUAUAGCUGUGUGUGGGGUGGAAAAAUCUCAUCCUUGGCGGGUCCUGAGUCCUUGCCAGAAUCAGGAGUAGGAGCGGGAGCAGAUAUCAGCCUGGAGCGAUGGUGGCGGGAGCGAAAAGCCCUCUUUUAGUCAAGAUUUAGGUUAACGGAGGAAACUCUGCCUCGGCAGUGUACGAAUACAUAUCAUAUCGAAUGCCUCGUCGUUUCUAUACAAACGUAGUGUAAGAAUUUAGCGUAAGUGUGGGAGAGAGAUAUAUAGUAGGAGGGCAAGUAAUUUUAAAAUCGAUGAACUAGUAUCAACACAGUUCAUCUAUCCAAUACAUAUCAGAUAAAGUGGCUUUGGAAUCGAGAGCGUGCGAGUAAGUAGUGUACAGUAAAAGUCUGCCGAAGGAAGAGGAGAAUCGUGUUCCAACAGCAAGAAGCGAGUGUGCUGGGCAGGAAAAGUGGAAAGUGUUCUGUAAAUUGAUGUAUAUGUGUGAAUGUGAGCUGGAAGUUGGAAGUGGGUUUGCAGUGAAGAAAACAGAAGAAUCAGAAGAAGUGAAAAAAUCAAUCGUCAAAUUGCAUCCCGCCACCUGCUGCUCCACCUUCGCCAACGCUCCCGGCUCCUCCGCCGCCGGGGCUGCAGUUCAGUGCUGCCAUCUGCAACCCAAUGCCCGAUGCAGCCUCGUGGUGCCAGCAGAUGGACCUAGGAGAUCGUUUCUGCUGCUCACACCGAUGCCCACAAAACGACGCGGUGAUCAAUUGAGGGAUUGUUCCGUUUCGUUGCCACUGGACAUUCUAUGGUUACCCAAAACGGCUAUGAGGCCCAUCGGGCCACCAGAAUCUUCCCACUCAGAGUGCGUCCUCGUCGUAGGCGUAUCCCGUCCUAAGCUAGCGGCUUUAUUCUUAUCGGUUAUGUUGUUAUCUUUGUUUCUUACGUUUCACAUUCUGUACGACAGCGCAGUCUACAGCAUUCAGGCUGCAACGGCCAUAUCCGAAAACAAGAUCGCCAUAUUAACAAAUCACAUUCCGAAUCCACCGGUGAUUAAUCAUCCUGUGGUGUUCCCCAACAGGAUCCAUUUUCCCAAGACGAGUAGAAGGCUUCCGCAGUGUUUGAUAAUCGGGGUGAGGAAAUGUGGAACACGUGCCCUGCUGGAGAUGCUGUACUUGCACCCAAGGAUUCAGAAGGCGGCGGGCGAGAUCCAUUUCUUCGACCGCGACGAAAACUAUCUCAAGGGACUGGAGUGGUACCGGAAGAAGAUGCCCCACUCGUUCCGUGGACAGAUUACCAUCGAGAAAAGUCCCAGCUACUUCGUGACACCCGAGGUCCCCGAACGCGUCCGGGCGAUGAAUGCCACCAUUAAGCUGUUGCUAAUCGUGCGAGAACCGGUGACACGGGCGAUAUCGGACUACACUCAGCUCCGGAGCCACGCGGCGACGGCGACGUUACCGCAGCAACAAAGUCUCUCUUCCACGUCGCCACUGUCGAGGUCGUUUGAAGAUUUGGCAAUUCUGCCGAAUGGAACCGUUAACGAAGCGUAUCGACCGCUGGCGAUAUCACAGUAUCACGUCCACGUGCACAGGUGGUUGGAGGUCUUCUCGCGGGAGCAAUUACUCGUUGUCAACGGUGACCAGUUGAUAGAGGACCCGGUGUCACAGCUGCGACGGAUCGAGGAUUUUUUAGGAAUCGAGCCCCGAAUCGGUAGCAAUAACUUCUACUUCAACGAGACGAAGGGUUUCUACUGUCUGCGCAACGAAACCGGCGACAAGUGCCUGCGGGAGACGAAGGGCCGCAAGCAUCCCCGGGUCGAUCCGGUGGUGGUGUCGAAACUGCGCAAGUUUUUCGUCGAACACAAUCAAAAAUUUUACGAACUGGUCGGCGAGGACCUCGGCUGGCCGGAGGAGUAGAAGAGCAUUGUCACUGUCACGCCACCGGCUCCAACGGAUUCCAGAGGGCAUCGCACAAAAGCUGAAAUGAGUAAACGGGUAGACGGGAUAGUUCAAGGAUCGAAAACACGAGAGGUAGGUGUAAAGCUGAACUGAAUUAGUAGAGAAAGCUAUCCCAGGAUGACGAACGGGUUCAGCAUCCGACGCGUAGCGUAAAACAGCGAAGAAACCAUGCAACCAAAUCCAAGCAGGAAAGUAAGAAAGCUUUCAGUAGUAGCGCACGUUUUUGAAACGUUUUAGAUAGGGAUUAAUUAAUACAAAAUCAAUAUUUUUGAAUCGCAGGGGGUGCUUUUUUGGUAAAUACUACGCGGGCACCGGACGGCACACGGCAGGUCGACGGACACGGGGGCCACGUGGAAUUGUCUACAGGAAGUUGGUUUAGCGGAUUUCGCGGAAAAAGGUGUUUUUGUCUGGCACCAUAUCUAGACGGUGUCAUUAGACUGGGGUGGAAAAUGGCUUUCACAUUCAACAGCAGCAAUGACAAAAGUAACCACCGAAUGAGAGAGAACGCGCGAUGAAAAUGGCAAAUAAAGGCAAGAUUUAUCCGUUAUUCGAAGUUUGCUGGAAUCGUCGUUAGAAUAAUACCGUCGAGAGCGUAACGAGGCGCUUUCGAAGAGCCAAGAGGGGAGGAUAGGAACGUUUUGUGAAACUUGGAUGAAAUUAUAUUUAACGGAAACCUGAACAAAGAUUAGACUCUGUGGUGUGGCAAGGCGCACGCGAGCAGUUGGAAAUGGAAACAACGGCUCAUUAAAUUUAAAUAAGGGCCGCUAUAACGGGGCAUGUUGAAGAUUUGAAUUUAAUUGGUAUAACAAGAUUUUGCUGUAACAGCGUGCCUUGUGUGACAGUUACGAGAAGCGAUUAACUGCUGGUUUUGCAUUUCUGUUUUUUUUAUUUUAGAUUUGAUUGUUUUCAUCGAAAUUGCGUUUAAAAUUACACCUUAGUUUUUGAUCGAAUGACUUUCAGUAACAAUGACAAUCUGUGAUCUAGCAAAUUUUAUCUAUUUUUUUAAUAUGGAACAAAUGGUUUUGUAAAUAACCUGAUUUGGCGUGUUUCUUGUUAUCAAAACAAAGAUCAGUAAAAUCGAACGGUGAACAGCAAUUUGUAGGUUUUUUGGUGACUUGGGAUAAAAAUGUUAAUGUACAAUUUGAAUACGAUGGGGAAUGAUGAAACUUACUUUCAAAUCAUUUUGUUUGUUCGAAAACGUCGAAAAUUAGUUUAAGAUAGGAGUCUAUUCAACGUGAAACAAUUAGAAAUUCAUUUUUCUGCGUUUAUAAUCAUAUUGUGCAUUUUGGGCUCGUUUAAAAAUAUUUUAUUUUUUGUGUAAUUCCAAUGUACAGUACCGCAAAAACAUUUUGUCCUUGUUUGGUCAGAGUCGAGGGACAUAAACAUUAAAAAAUAGUUGCAACGUUCCAAUUAUGGAGACGCAUGGUGUUCCAUAAAUAAAGGUUUUGUGUAACCAUAGAGUUAUUAUAACAUGUAAAUAUAUAUCAUGUAUUAUUGCAAGCUACAAAAAAGUCUCUGAAAUUUUGAUAAGCAAAAAUAUACAUUAGGAGAUGUUGGUGGAUAUCCACACUCCAUAAAGAAAAGAUUAUUUUAUAUGGACAAUUGUCCAUUUUGAUCAUACAGAAAGUACUGAAUAAAUUGCAGCCUAAUUCAAAAAAAUAAUAAUAAAAAUUAGAAUAAUUUGCCCAAACUUUGGUUUUUGGUUUUCUUUAACGGGAAUUAAAAGUUGCAGGUUUACCAAUAUAACAGUGCUGAAGUGUACAAUAUGCAACUUGUUUGAAUGUUGUAAAAACCAACAGUAUGUAUGAUCUGUCCCGAAAUUGUCAUAAUUUUGCAAUUUGUUGCAUAAAUUUCUACCUCGAACGGAUUUCACAGUUGUCAACAAUAGUUACUAAGAUACACAUAAAAAACAAUUGUGUUAACCUUAUCACCCCUUGUAUGGAGUGCCAAAAGUCCUGACAAAAAGGAAGCACCAAAGCAAGGAUGCUUAACUCAAUUUUCGGGAACCUUGCUCCUCGCUGCGCUUAUUAGGUAACGUUUUUUUUUUCUUAAACCCCCCUCCCGAACCAAAAGUGUUCACAAGGCUGCCUUGGUGGGUAGCGUGGAGCUUCAGACCGCAAGCUGAAGGCUGCAGUCAGCCAGCCAAAACCAACCAACCAACCAGGCCCCAGUUGCUUGUGGUGGUGGUCUUUCACUCACAGACACAAGCUGGGCUGGUAUAAUGCAUAUUUCUACACAAUCUUAUCGGACAUGUUCUCAACCACAUCACGCAAGCUUGUUAUUCACUCUGUAAAGAAAUUCAUCUGUCUUGACGCUUUGCCCUUCUGUGUUCUUGGGCUGAGGUAGUACGACGGGGUGAGUUGGGGUUUGGGUGGGCACCAUGUUACAUAAAUUUAUUCCUUGAAAGCGUCCUCGCCUCCUAAACUGACAAACACAUGGCUGGCUGGCAACCUACCCCAAGGAUAGAGUGUAAGGAUAAAGAGCGGGAAUUUGCACUCGCAAGUAAAAUCCAAGUCAGGAGGGGAUGCGAAAAAGCUUACCAGUCACGAAGUCAGUCAACAGUCAUCUGCCCUAUACCCGCUCCGCUUCUCGAAUGACUGAACCGCUAAAGUAUCUGGAACUGAUUUUGGAUGCGGUGAUGGUUGAGGAGGGGUCUCACAGAUCCAUCAGGCUAAAGGCACGUUUGUGCGGCACGCUUCGGCAGUGUCCCUGAUUCUAAUGGAUUUUUGAUUCAAAAGGACCUGUGACCUACUCCUCUUUAGACCGGAGAACACGUUUGCCGGGAUGAAUAGCAGAGAGACCACAUCGUCGCCGUCACCCCAACUAUGGCAAACGGUUUCAAUAAGUUUAAUUAUUUCCAGUACGUGGCAUCAGGCCGGAAAUGAAAAGAGGAGAAGACGAUGAGCGACGACAUUUGCCAACUCUGUCGAGGCGCUUGAGACACAACUUCUUCACACUCUGUGUGACCUCGUCCCAUACGAUAUUCAACGCGCGACGCCGUCGUGAAUGCAUUUCUGGGAGAUGCACCAUGGCAAAAGCAGCCAUGAUUACGGUAUAGUGCGGUGAUAAAGUCACGUAGUUCACAGCUUCCAAGCGGAUGUAGCACCCCACGACCCACCCAACUUACCCCUUUCGGGCGAAGCACCCACACACAUACGCCAUCUCGUUAGUACGCCGAGGCGGUUUUGGAACUGAAGCAUCAUUUGGUAACCGAAAUGAAAUCAGCAGCGUUGGAGCUUUUCAGAAAUUUAUUCCGAGAUUCGGUGGCAUAAACAAAAAGUUUUCCCGAAAUCGGGCUGACUGGUUCAAAGAGUAUAGGGAAAAUAGAGUGCCAAUGCUGCAUGGAAAACGAACCUACUGCGAACGUAAAUAUUUAGCUCUGCUUUGAUAAUGUAAACGCAAGCAUUUUAACAACUAAUUGAUAUUGAACUCUUGUAAUGACAAACAGAAGUUGCAUGAGCGGUCUUGAUAACUCGGCACAAUCAAUUCAAAUUUGAUUUUUUCAAAUAUUUUGAAACCAGUACAAAUAAGCGGUAUCUAAAAUUUUUCUCGAAGGAUACACCUUUUUAUGUAUUCAAGAUUCAACAUAUAUUACAUGGGCUAUUACGUCCCUAUAAUACCCGGGCUACAGAAUACGUAUUUGACGUAUUUGAUUCGUCGGGAUUCAAAUCGUCGACCUUUGGAUUGUUAGUCCAGUUUGCGGUUUGAUUGAUCCACCCAGGCGGACCAAAAAAUCUUAAAUUAGCUUGAUUCUUGAUUUCUUUAAACCAUAACUUAACAAAAUUUGCAGAUCCGCAAAAAACAAGAUCAUUGAUCAUGAACAAACGAUCAACAAAUCAUCGAUGUCGUGCCAUCUUGUCGCACGGGCCUAAUUGAGUUAAAAACGCCAUGUUGUGCAGCUUACAAUGCCUCACCUUUUGACCAUCAAAGAUUCGAAAAUUCGAACCUGAGAUGUUAAAAAAACGAAAAAAAUCCGAGCAUUGAUGUCACUUUUUAUAUGGAGGAACUUUCAAACAAAACACAAACAAAAAAUAAUGUAAUGUAUGACUGUUCAGUACAGCAACUUCAUACCGUAAUUUAUUACCGAUUUUAUUGAAAUUCCUUCAAGCAUCAAAAAUUUUAACACAAGUGCAAAGUGUCACAGCUCAGAUUGCAACACGGUAAAAAAUCAUAGUGAUAUUACAUCUGGGAAUGGGUACAUCUUUUAGGUCUGAUUUUUUUAUUUAGCCUCUAAAUUGUGUAAAUUCACCAUUUUUUCAAUGUCUUGCCACAUUUUCAUUAUGAAAAGAAAUAAUAUUACACCUUCCAAAUUUACACAUUUUUUUACUGUGAAGUUAACUUGUACCGGUCAGUGAGAUGAUCAACCUUUGCGUUUCAGCCAACAAAACACUCGACUUAAGAAUAAAUUUUCGCUCUUUCUUGUUCCUCUUUUCGGCAGUGUUGUCCCUUUGUGUGAGUUUACCCAAGUCGAAAUCAUCCCAAAAAUAAUCCCCACUUUUUUUUAGUGGGUUGAUGCUCACUCGAAGGGUGCUCAAGUAAUUUUUCACGAAACUUUUUCCUUCCAUCUCCGACAGCAGCACCAGCAGAGAGGGUGGAUUGUGUCCCUUUACACUUUCAUCCUUCAAGCAGGUCGAAAAAAGCUCGCGCUUCCUCUCCUCAUCAAUCGUCACACGAGGGUGCUUGGUUUUCUUUCGUCCUUUUUUUCUGGCUGGCUUUUGGGGGCUGCUGAGUGGGUGCACGUGUCAUCUGUCUCGUUGUCUUCCACCGCGCGCCGGUCGUCAAAGUUGCCGUCAGUGCCACACGCAGCAUACGCCUUGCUUUGUGCCCUGCAGAACCGGUUUGUGGAAACUUUUCCACCUUUCAAUUUAUCUCAUCACUGGGCGGGGGACUUGCGGUAUAAUUCACGGUGGGAGGAAGGGGAAAAAUGCUGGCGAUUGGGUUUUUUUUGAGUUUUCAGAUUUCAAUCUUCUUAAACAAUAAAGUUGAAAAUAUUGAUUCCUGCACAGUAGAAAAACAUGGUAAUAUAACAUCUACAUCUUUUAUGUCAGAAAAAUGUGUAAUUUUACCUCUAAAAAAGUGUAGUUUUACCAUUUUUUUAGUGUAGUGUCACUUUUUCAGUCUAAAAUGAGGUAAACUUACAUGAAUAUAGAGGUAAUAUUAAACCUUCCAAAUUUACACAAUUUUUACUGUGUGUGAACAUAUCAUAUGUUGGAAUAAAAUAUGUUCAAACAUGUUUAACCAGCAUGAAGUUUGUCUUUAUUCACAGUAUCUUAUUUUACAAAUCCAAGCCUGAAUUUGAUGAAUUUGUGAUACCAUUGUAUCAUGAAAGAAUGUUGUAGUGCUACGGUACAAUUAUAUAUGUUCCGCAACGUUCUUCAGUUUUUUAAAUAAAUUCUAUAGAAAUUUUAUAUAUUCUGCAAACUUCUUCAGAGUGGAAGAAUCGAUUCGAUGUUACCGGCAAAGUUGGUCAAUGAAACACAAAGCUCCUGGGAAUUUCCGUAUACGUUCACAGACUCAAAAAUUGCAAAACCCAAAUGAGCACUGAUUCUACGGGUUUAUUAAAACUCUUCUGAACUUUAAAUUAGAGCGUCAAAUUUCCCCUCCCGGAAAAAACCCUAGGAAUUCCCGGGAUUUCUCGAAAAAACAAAAUUCCCGAAUUCCCGAAAUUCUAGCGGAAGUAAACAUUUUCUUGACUUUUUGAUACAUGUUUUUAUAAUUUAAAAAAAAAGAAUGAACUUAAUAUUAUUUUAUAAAAUUCAAUUGACUGCUCUUAUCAGAUCUUAUCAGUUCUUUUCAGUUUUUUUUUAAUUUCAUUUCAAGGUUUAUUUCACAUGAUUUUAAUUUCUGGAACAUUCAUAACUUAGAAUAGAAAUUUUUCAAACAUUACGAUAUUAUGGAAUGGCAAUAAAAUAAAUUAAUUAUAAUUAUAUCGCCAAGAUCAAAGUUGAUUUUUUUACGUUUUUGUUUAUCAUGACCAUGUUAGAUGAAAAUUAAAUUGAUAUCAUUAUACCACGGUGUAUUUUUUUUUUGAGACCUCAAAUACAAUCUAAUCUAAUCAGACCCUAGCGCAGCCAAUCUUUCAAAGGGAUCCUGGAGAGUGCCUUAGGUUAGAUGACGCCUAGCACUCUUCUUGUCAUUUAUUAACAUUUGUAGUGCGCCAUUGCAUUAGAAUGCAAUGAAACAUCACAAGCGUUAAAGCGGCCAGGCCUACUGCGUAAAGCCGUAUCGCAGAGAUGAUUCGUAAUUGGGUUGAAUUUGAGCACUGAGUGUUCGAACAACAACAUAAUUCUGAAUCGACAGGGGAGGAAGAAGCGUGGGGACAC
This is a messenger RNA of Culex pipiens pallens (northern house mosquito), 8801 nucleotides long. RefSeq names its product heparan sulfate glucosamine 3-O-sulfotransferase 5 (gene Hs3st-A). The record is from RefSeq and is a predicted model, not a curated record. Gene Ontology annotation, molecular function: [heparan sulfate]-glucosamine 3-sulfotransferase activity. Lineage: Eukaryota; Metazoa; Arthropoda; Insecta; Diptera; Culicidae. Bases 1015 to 2436 code for a protein of 473 amino acids. The transcript has 8 exons.